Molecule: messenger RNA, 441 nt
Organism: Racocetra persica
Lineage: Eukaryota; Fungi; Glomeromycota; Glomeromycetes; Diversisporales; Gigasporaceae
Source: the annotation of a GenBank genome assembly
AUGGGAAAAAGUAAAAUAAUCAAAACUAAAGAUAAUAUUAAAUUUUCUAUGGCAACACUAGAUGAAAUUGUUAAUCUUAACUGUUUGCCAACUGGUUAUCAUACAGCUCAUUUACCAUUACUAGAUAGUUGUGAUCAUUGUAGAAUUCCUAUUAGAUAUUUAACUGGUAAAACAUAUAUUUGUGGACAUUCUUAUCAUGAUAAAUAUUAUAAUAUUCAUAAUGGUUGUAAACAUUGUUUAGAAUAUUAUAAAAAAGGAAUUACUAAACAAGCUAAAGCAUUUAAAAAAGGAUUAGAAAAAAUUGAAGAUGAAAAAGAUAUUUUAAAUAAUGAAGAAUCAAAUGAAAAUGAUGAUAAUAAUUUAAAUGAAGAAGAAAAUAAUAAUAAAACAGAAGAUAUAGAUAAUAAACUUCAAAUAGCUAUUAAUACUAUUGAUCAAUAG